GAGUAUAUCCAAACCUGGCUGCUUUUACUUCCCAUUACACAGCCCGUCUGCGGAGGAGCUGUGGAGGAGCUGAGGAAUACUAAUUCACUUUGGUGCUCGUGUGAGAAGAAGCCGCAGUGCUGAGAGAGAGAGAGACACUGACUGACUGACUCUCUCUCCCUCCGCUUACACAUCUCCGCUCUGUGAUUGUCUUUCCCUGCCACUCUGUAGUUGGGCUGUAUGUGUUUCCCGGCCGGUGAGCGCAGAGAGCGGUGUGAGAGCAGAGCAGAGCUGGGAAAGGCUGCCUGUGAUGUGAAGGACGUGCGGGGAGUUUGUUCCAGAAGAAAGACGUCGUGUUUGUAAAAGCUGGGACAAAAAUAACCUGAAGAAGCAUCACGGCGUGACUGGGACACUGACUGCUUUACUUUCUCAGCGAAGACACACUGAAGGAAGGGACCUGCCUCGGACCGGUCUCGGAGGCAACUUCUGACAAUGGGAUUCCAGGAGUACUGAAGAGAUUCUGACAAAAGACAAGGGAAGAGGGGAAAGCGGUGAGAACAAAAGAAGAGGCUUGCUGGGGAGCUGGGGGCGCUUCUAGGGAAAAAAAAAAAACAAGAAAAGGAUCAGUUGUUUGGGGCUCGGCAGGGGGUGUGCAUGCUGCCCCCUCAACUGGACAGUCUUCUUUGUGCCAGAGCGAGACAACAAAAGCAAGUAUGCGCAAUAAACUGAGCAAGUUCUGGGAUGCAGGCUGCUGGCCCAUGCUGAGGCUGGGAAGCAGGACUAUAGCGCUGCUCCUGCUGACCGUCAUGCUGCCGGCAGCUCAGGCUUCAUCACCCCAGGGAACCUUGGAGGUGCUGGGGGACAUGGCACAGCUGGAGGCGUCCAUGCACUCGGCAGUGCUCUCCGACCUCCAGGAGGCGCAAGCAGUAGUGUCUGCAGCAGCGCAACCGAGCGGCUUUCCAGAUUCCUCCGCGGUAGUGGGAAGGAUGUUCCAGAUGCAGAUCCCCAUAAAAGCCAAGGAUUCUGGGAGCCUAGUGAAGAUUACAGAGGCAGGCAAAGAUACGCUCCCAUCAUGGUUGCACUGGGAACCAAUGAGCAGCACCCUUCAAGGACUUCCUUUGGCGGUAGACAAGGGUGUCCACUACAUAUCUGUCUCCAUUGCUAGUGCGCACCAUGCGUCCCAGAGUCCUGAUGUAUUUUCCAUUGAGGUUCAUCCAGAGGAACGUGCGGACACGGACCCUGUUCAGUUAGCGAGCCAGUUAACUGACAAUGAUUCUCAGCAUUUUGUCUGCGGCAAUGAAGAUCCUGUUACUGUGCUUACGGUAAUUUUGGAUGCAGACCUCACUAAGAUGAGCUCCAAACAGAGAGUGGAGCUUUUGGCCAGCAUGAAAAAAUUCUCAGGAGUAGGGCUCCAGCACAUGAAGGUCUUGCCUGUAGUCAACAAUCGCUUGUUUGAUAUGUCUGCUUUUAUGGCUGGGCCAGGAAAUGCCAAAAAGGUUGUAGAAAAUGGUGCUUUAUUAUCUUGGAAACUUGGCUGUGCCCUGGAUCAAAGCAACAUUCCCAACAUUAGCAGCGUUCAAGUCCCAGCAAAGGAAGGGACAAUGUCAGCACAUUUGGGAUACCCAGUGGUGGGAUGGUACAUUGCUAACAAAAAGCCACAUAUACCUAAACGAGUACGGCGGCAGCUAAAUACCCCUACGCCCGUACCGUCCUUGCUUCCUCCAACAACGUACCCUGAGCCAUCGAGCCGCAUUGUGCCCACACCAACGUCCCGGUCAAUUGGACCAACUUCAGACAGCUCCUCACAACCUGUGCGGGGCCCUGUACCACUGCCUGUGAAACCCACGAUUCGCACCAGAGAUCCAAUUGCUCAUACUCCUACAAUAGGACCACCUCAGCCCACAAAACUUAUGGACACGACCAGCACUAUUACAAUACAACCCACCAUGACCAGGCCACUGUAUGUUGGGCCUUCUGUAACACCACCGACAACAACCACCAAGAAACCAACAAAAAGGCCAAGGAAGCUCAAGACCACCCCAGUACCAAAGGAACCUAAGACAACCACAGCCAAGCUCCCCCGACGUCCCACCCCCUCAGUACAUGAGGUCAAUACAAAACCUGAGCUGCGCAACCCAAUUGAUCAAGUUAGGUCAUUCAUUGGCACGUACUUUGAGGUGAAAAUCCCAUCGGACACAUUCUUUGAUCAGGAAGAUGGUACGACGGACAAGUUAAGAUUAACUUUGAGGAAGAACAAUGACGUUGUUGGAGAAGACUCCUGGAUUCAGUUCAAUAGCACUAGCCAGUUGCUUUAUGGAUUACCAGACUGGAAGCAGGAGGGCAAGCAUGAAUACUUUAUGCAGGCAACUGACAAAGGUGGUCUGUAUGCAACAGAUGCCUUUGAGGUCCACGUCAAUCGCUUUGGAAACAAUUUUAAGUCCCCAGUCCUGUUUGCUGCACGAUUCCAGGGAGAGCCUCAUUUGGUUACCAAUGAUAUUCAUAAGAAGAUCCUACUCGUCAAGAAAUUGGCCAUUUCGUUUGGUGAUCGCAAUUCAAGUUCAGUUACACUGAAAAAUAUUACUAAGGGAUCCAUUUUAGUCGAGUGGACCAACAGCAGCCUCCAGCAGCACCCGUGUCCCAAGGAGCAAAUUCAGGCCAUGAGUCGAAAGAUCUCUGAUGCUGAAGGCAAACCUUCACCGUUAUUCAUCAACGUCAUGGAACCAGACUUCCGACCCAUAAAUAUCACUAUCAAAGGAACCGAGAGCUGCCGCAAUUACAUGUUCGUUCCACCAGGUGAGAUCCCAGACCCUGUUCUGCCUGCUGUUACACCACCUGUCGGAGCAGGACGACAGAGCAAUGACGACGUAUAUCUUCACACAGUCAUACCAGCUGUGGUGGUUGCAGCGAUCCUGUUGAUUGCAGGCAUCAUCGCCAUGAUUUGCUAUCGCAAGAAGCGCAAAGGGAAGCUUACCAUUGAAGACCAAGCAACCUUCAUUAAAAAAGGAGUUCCCAUCAUUUUUGCUGAUGAACUUGAUGACUCUAAGCCACCUCCAUCAUCAAGCAUGCCCCUUAUCCUCCAAGAGGAAAAACCUCCUCUCCCACCACCUGAGUAUCCCAACAUGGCCAGUCCAGAGACCACACCUUUGAACCAAGACAUUUUGGGAGAGUAUUCAGGCCUACAAGAUGAGGACCCUAAUGCGCCUCCUUACCAGCCUCCACCCCCCUUCUCUGCUCCCAUGGAGGGUAAAGGGUCCCGCCCUAAGAACAUGACCCCAUACAGAUCACCACCCCCAUAUGUGCCACCCUAAUGUUUUUAGAUCCCUCCAGUGUGGAGGACAGGGAACUUGUGCAGUUCCAAAACCAGUGUUGUCACUUUGCAUUUUUUGGAAAUCGGAGGGGCAUUACAAUUUGGGACAUUGGAUUGGGAGGGUUGGGAUGAUUUUUGGUAAAACUGGACUUUUUUUUUUUUUUUGGAGUGGUGAUGGUGGAGGAGGGGGUGUAAUUAGGUAUAUAAUCCUCAAAGACAGCAACAACAACCUCAGCCUUUGGCUGUCUGGCUACUGCUGAUCAGUUGGAAGAUGCACCCUCCGAUCCUAGCGCUUUUGUGUCUAGAUGGGCUUUUUUGUUUGUUUUAUCAUUUGUAUUUCUUUUUGAAUUAUUUCAAAAUCAAACUACUUGCCUAACAGCACUCUUUUUAUCUUCUGAACUUUUUGAAUAAUACAUAAAGACAAUAAGUAAAGUGACUGCAGGUGCAAGUGUUUUCAUAGUGACGUUCUACAAAUAAGGGGAGGAAAACGUGACCUAGCAGUACAGUGUGCAGACAAUUAUGGGCUUGUUUGAUUCAAUAAGGUUUGCCUUUUAACAUUAAUUGUACUGUUUUUACCCUGAUUCACAUGUCUAGUAAAGAUGAGCAUAAGAGGUAGCCAAAAACCUUGAGGGAUAUAUAUAUAUUUUUUUUUUUGGUGGCUGUCAAAGCAACACUGGAGGAGGAGGAAAAAAAAACUUUUUUCAUAUCCCUGUGUAAUGGAUGAGUUAUGCUGUGGGUAUGUUCUGGAUAAAUGUUUGAGGAUGUAUGUUUCUGUCCCUAUAGAGAUUCAUGCCAGAUCUAGACAUGGAAAUAUAAUUGUGCCAUUCUGAUUCCCCCCCCCCCCCAUUUUAAAGUGCUCGAACCUUUGGCGUUAUUCAGUUUUUAUGUCUGUCUCAGUUUUUAGUAAGGAUACAUGGCAUGAUGUAGCUGCUGCCCUUUCAAGGAAACGUAAACGGGCAAAGUCUGAAUACGUACAUCUCACAGCAGGAAUUCGCUACUCAUUUCCCCUUUUCAUACUCAUCAACAUUGUUUUGAUUAAAUGAUUUGAGAAUCUCACAAUCUAGUUUAAAUUUUCAAAUGAUUUGAUCUUUUUUCCUGUUUUUUUUUUUUUUUUUUACUUUUCAAUAAUGAUUAUCGAGUGUAUGCCUUGACUCAAAAUAACUGAAAAUAAAGACUGAAUAUUUUAAUAAAGAAUCAUUCUCUAAACAA
This is a messenger RNA of Neoarius graeffei (lesser salmon catfish), 4495 nucleotides long. It is a transcript of the gene dag1, whose product is annotated as dystroglycan 1. The record is from RefSeq and is a predicted model, not a curated record. Gene Ontology annotation, biological process: axon guidance; muscle attachment; nerve development. Lineage: Eukaryota; Metazoa; Chordata; Actinopteri; Siluriformes; Ariidae. Gene Ontology annotation, molecular function: laminin binding; calcium ion binding. Gene Ontology annotation, cellular component: dystroglycan complex; sarcolemma; dystrophin-associated glycoprotein complex. Bases 693 to 3287 code for a protein of 864 amino acids. The transcript is spliced from 3 exons.